AUGUCGACCAAGCCGCCCCGCGGAGAGCUCACGGACUCUGAUUCGGAGAACUCAUCAGAGGAGCUGACAGAGGUGGUUUGUCUGGAGUCAGACCUGCAGGAUGGACAGAUGAUGGAAGUUGAAGUUGGACAUCACGGUGUGCUGCUGACGCGCAGCGGGGGUAAAUACAGCGCCAUUGGGAACCAGUGUACACACUACGGCGCUCCACUUAGCAAAGGUUUUAUUUCAGGGAACAGAGUGCGCUGCCCGUGGCACGGCUCCUGCUUCAAUGUCCACACAGGCGAUCUAGAGGAAUACCCGGGCAUCGACUGUCUACCUUGCCACAAAGUCCAUAUUCAAAACAGCAAAGUGUAUGUGUCCAUAAAUAAAAAGACUCUCAGGCAGGAGAAAAGGAUAAAGCGUAUGGGCACUGCAGUGCCAGGAGUUACUCACACUGUUCUGCUGCUGGGAGGAGGAGCCGCGUCACUCAUCUGUGCUGAGACGCUGCGGCAGGAAAACUUUGGUGGCAGGAUCAUCAUGGUGACCAGAGAAGACCUCCUACCUUACGACAAAACGCGACUGAGCAAGGUGAUGAACGUGGAGAGCGACAGCAUCCUGAUGAGGAGGAUGGAGUUUUUCCAUCAGUAUGACAUAGAGGUGUGGCUCAGGAAAGAAGCGCUUUCCGUGGACACAGACAAGAAGACGGUCACAUUUGAUGAUGGUUCAGUCCAGAGCUACGACCAAGUCCUCAUCUCAACUGGCUGCAGAGCAAAGGGUCUGGAUGUUCCCGGCAUGAACUUGGGGAAUAUCAAGAUGUUGGAGACGCCAGAGGACGCCCGGCAAAUCCACGCAGCCUGUACGGGCUCCAAUGUUGUCCUCGUGGGAACCUCAUUUGUUGGGAUGGAGGUGGCAUCUUACUUGACAGACAAAGCCUCCAGUAUCACAGUGAUAGGCAGCAGUGAGAUGCCGUACCAAAAUACGCUGGGUCCUGAAAUCGGCAAACUCACCAUGACGAUGCUGAUUGACAGAAAUGUGAAAUUCUACAUGAAUGAUAACGUGACGGAGGUCCGAGGUGUGAAUGGCAAGGUGAAGGAGGUUGUGCUGAAAAGUGGAAAAGUCAUCCCAGCUGAAGUUUUGAUUGUAGGUAUUGGCACCAUGCCGAACUCAGAGUACCUAAAGGACAGUAAAAUACAGAUGACCUCAAAAAACUUUGUAAAAGUCGACAAGUACAUGCGCACCAAUGUCCCCGAUGUCUUCUGUGGUGGUGAUCUGGCCAUGUUCCCACUGGCCAUGGCUAAAAACAAGAUGGUUAACAUCGGACACUGGCAGAUGGCACAAGCACAGGGGAGGAUAGUAGCUCUGAACAUGCUAAACAAAACAACUGAACUGAACUCAGUCCCUUUCUACUGGACCGUCCUUGUGGGUAAGACCAUCCGAUACACAGGCUACGGGGAGGGAUACACUGAGCUCGUGAUAAAAGGAAAGUUUGAGGACAGGAAGUUCCUCGCAUUGUACAUCAAGGAUGAUGAGGUCAUAGCAGCAGCUGGCCUGAACUUUGAUCCAGCAGUGUCCGCAGUAGCUGAGAGACUCGCAACAGGAAAAGUCAUCACAAAAAAAGAGGCCCAAUCAGACGACCUGAGCUGGCUGCAGCUGUCCUGAUAUUCAGCUCCUUACACUCGUCUGUCCAAUGUUAGGUCCUCCGUGUGUCUCUUCUUCAGCACGGCUCACGAAAAGGACCAGGGGGAGUUUGGAGACGUGGACUGAAAUUUUUCAGUCGGAAGAGACAAACUUCACUUGCGGAGGGAAAGAGCACCAAACACAGUGAAAGCUGCAGUAACAGCUCAGCAUCUAAUACGGGCUGUGUGGAAGUGCAUACUAUGCAUUCAGUGUUCAUGUGAGGGGGAGUCCAAAUGUCAACAACAGAUACCUCAAAAAGAUGCAGCUUAUAGGUCUUCUUUUUUAAAUCUAUUUUUUUUUGUCAUUAAUUUAACAGAUUUUUUUUUUUUUUAAUUUCAGGGAUUUAUGUCUCCAGGAGUGUUUCAGUAACAGUCCAGAGACAUCGCCGUUUAAGAUGCCUCAGUAUGUUCUCUGCUGUUAGUGUUUAAAGCUGACUUUUACUUGGAUGGGGCAGCUGGAAAAACAUAAGUGACCUUAAUGCCCACUGCAUCCGCAUUUGUGGUCCGGUCAGUGAGUCGGAGAGGGGGGGGAUUAGGAAAACAGAGGCAGCAGUGUUCAGCUCUUUGAAACAGAGAUGCUGAAACAGGCAAUGGUAACAAAACACACCAACAGCAAACAAUAGGCCUGCAGCAAACGACGAACAAAAGCACUGCACAACAGAAAUGCUGCGUUUCUCUCUCUCCCCCUGCCUCAAUCGCUCUGCUGCUAUCUUUAAUUCACACCUCAGCUUUUACUGUUCGCUCUCAGCAGGAUGCCUCAGUUCACCCAGGACCUUUCAGGGCCAGUUCCAGUUAGUAGUACCAGUACCAGUAGUGAUAUUUUAGGUGGUAGUAGGUGGUAAUGGCUUUUUUUCUCUCUGUACUAAUGUUGCAUGUCAAAGAUUUAGGGUUUUUUUCUUUGCAAAGGGCAGGCUAAACGUUUUUUUUUUAUUAGCAUUUGAAUUGAAACUUGUUGCCUGCCAUUUUAAUAAAAUCGAAGCUCUUAUCUUAUGUAAGAGAAAAAAAAUUGGCUAAUGGUGCAAACUAAAUACAAUGAAAAUCAAGAUCUGGUGAUGCAGGGAAAAAAUGGCUAAUUCUACAGAUAAUUAAGGAUAGAGCAGGUGUAUUGCAUUGCACAACAGAUGACUGACUCCUGUGAUAUUCAUGUUACCUCAUUUCUGUGUGAACAAUGCAUUUACAGUAUAAUGCUGUAAAUUCACAGGAACCCAGUCACUCUGUAACAGCAAGUAAUCUAUGAUAUCCUCGGUAUAAGAACGUUAUUAGAUUUGUUCUCUUGAGGUGACAAGAAGAAGACACAUUGAUGAGCAUCAUCAGCCCUCUUGUUAGUAACAGCGUUGUUAUUAAUUCAAAGUGAUUCUUGAUGCCAAGAGUAAGAAUAAAAGUGAAGUACUUGUCAUUUAAA
Messenger RNA from Oreochromis aureus, 3057 nucleotides. RefSeq names its product apoptosis-inducing factor 3. The transcript has 19 exons. Lineage: Eukaryota; Metazoa; Chordata; Actinopteri; Cichliformes; Cichlidae. Gene Ontology annotation, cellular component: cytoplasm. The record is from RefSeq and is a predicted model, not a curated record. Gene Ontology annotation, molecular function: flavin adenine dinucleotide binding; oxidoreductase activity, acting on NAD(P)H; 2 iron, 2 sulfur cluster binding. The coding region runs from base 1 to 1638 and encodes 545 amino acids.